AUGCUCAUCCUCAUCGUCGGCAUCACCGGCAACCUAGGCCAACAUCUUCUCCGUGCCGCAACUGUCCAAGGCCACCAGGUUCGCGGCUUGAGCAGAUCAGCAGACAAACUCUCCUCCGAACUCCGCUCCUCCCUUGAAAGCUUCGUCGCAUCUUCAUCCUACUACGACAUCCCCGCCAUCGAAUCAGCCGUCCAGGGAGUUGACGCCGUGAUCUGCGCGUAUGCCAACGUCCCCGGCCUGACACUAGAAGGACAGCUGAUCCUCCUCCGCGCAGCCGAACGAGCGGGCGUGAAACGCUAUGUCGCAACAUCCUGGAACUCUGACUGGACCAAGAUCCCGCUGGGCAAGCACGAGAGCUACGACGAGUUCAUCAUGUUCAAGCGGCAUGUAGAACAGUCGAGCCUAUCCUCGGGCAACACCGUUAUCAAGCCGAUAUACAUCUUCACCGCCCUGCUUGCCGAAUUCGCUUUCCAAGCCCCGAGCGAUAUGGCUGAGAUCCCCGAGUUCCCAUGGUGGAAUCCCAAGAAGGGCACGGCUGUUUAUUAUGGCGACGGGAAGACAAGACACCAGUGGACGACUUUUGCCGAUGCGGCGGCUUACACAGUUGAUAUUGUGACGUCAGACGAUGCGGAGAAGGGGGGCACGUAUUCCAUCCUGUCUGAUGCGGGAGAUGUCUUCUACAUUGCGAAAACAUGGAAAGAGGCAACAGGGAAGGACGUCAAGCUGAUCCCUGCGGGCGACGUAGAAGAGCUGAGAGCAUACGCGAUGGCAGGAAGAAAGGCACAUCCGCCAAACGAAUGGAAGAAGUACAUCGGACCUUUUUAUUGGUUACACACCAUUGAAGGGGACUGGAAUCUUGAUGAAGACCAUUUGUAUACUUCGGACAAGGUGACACCCACGAAGCUGAGGGACUUCUUUGAGCUGCACAAGGACUGGUACGCAAAGUUCUGA
This is a messenger RNA of Endocarpon pusillum Z07020, 951 nucleotides long. RefSeq lists its product as uncharacterized. Bases 1 to 951 code for a protein of 316 amino acids. The transcript has a single exon. NCBI's taxonomy places the organism in Eukaryota, Fungi, Ascomycota, Eurotiomycetes, Verrucariales, Verrucariaceae. The record is from RefSeq and is a predicted model, not a curated record.